Molecule: messenger RNA, 2842 nt
Organism: Trifolium pratense (red clover)
Lineage: Eukaryota; Viridiplantae; Streptophyta; Magnoliopsida; Fabales; Fabaceae
Product: cyclic nucleotide-gated ion channel 2
Exons: 8
Coding region: 443-2578 (711 amino acids)
Biological process (GO): transmembrane transport; monoatomic ion transport
Cellular component (GO): membrane
Molecular function (GO): monoatomic ion channel activity
Source: RefSeq, a predicted model, not a curated record
AUCUGCUUGCAGAAGUAUACAAAUGAUAAAACAAGAGUGGUCCCUAAAAGUAUGACAGAAAACGGCAAAGAACAAAAAAACAUAGUUGGAACGUAAGUAGUCACACACGCACACAUAAAACACCAACGUUAAUAACCCCACAAAACACUCUCUCUAUUUUCACAAAACACUAAAAUCCACUCUACAUUGCGUAACCAUAAACACCAUUGUGUUUUCAUUUCCGUUCCCUACUUCACCAAAUUCACAUGCAAACUCAAACUCACCUUAAUUUCAUUUCCAACACAAUUUGAUACUCUCUUCAUUUUCCAACACAAACACCAUGUGCUCUUCUCUGUCACACCUUAACCCCACUCUCUCCCUCUCUUCCAUGUAACAAAGUACUUCUCCUCCUCCUUCAAUUUCUCUCCCUCUCUCCCAUGGUUAUUACUCUUCAUCAUCAACCAUGCCCACCUUCUUCUCUCUCCCUAGGUGGAUUGGUGGAAAAUUGUUUGGAAAGAAUCCUAAGAGUACAAUCAAUAAUGUUGGUGACAGCGGUGAUGACACUGGAGUUGCUGUCAUAACUGACGACAAUCCAGUGACAAGCGUGGUGGAGUGUUACGCCUGCACACAAGUUGGUGUGCCAGUGUUCCACUCCACCAGCUGCGAUAGCUAUCAACAACCAGAAUGGGAAGCAUCAGCAGGUUCAUACUUAGUUCCAAUACAAAACCGUCCCGGAAAAUUCGCAAGAGCGGUCACAGGGGCAAAUUGGGGACCUUUAGGAAAAGUUUUAGAUCCAAGAAGCAAGCGUGUGCAAAUAUGGAACCGCGCAUUGUUAUUGGCACGUGGUGUUGCCUUGGCGAUUGAUCCGUUGUUUUUCUACGCGCUGUCUAUAGGGAGAGGAGGCUCGCCGUGUUUGUAUAUGGACGGUGGUUUGGCGUUGGUUGUUACGGUGGCGCGUUCGGUUGUUGACGCGGUUCAUUUGUUUCAUGUUGUGUUGCAGUUUAGAUUAGCGUAUGUGUCAAGAGAGUCGCUUGUUGUUGGAUGUGGGAAACUCGUGUGGGACGCACGCGCCAUUGCUUCUCAUUAUAUGAGAUCUUUCAAAGGAUUUUGGUUUGAUAUUUUUGUUAUUCUUCCUCUGCCUCAGGUUGUAUUUUGGGCAGUAGUACCAAAAUUGAUAAGAGAAGAUAGGAUUAAAAUAAUUAUGACAACAAUGCUAUUGCUUUUUUUGUUCCAAUUUCUCCCUAAGGUUUACCAUAGCAUAUCCAUGAUGAGAAGAAUGCAAAAAGUCACCGGCUAUAUCUUUGGCACUAUUUGGUGGGGAUUUGGACUCAAUCUCAUAGCUUAUUUCAUUGCCUCUCAUGUUGCUGGAGGGUGUUGGUAUGUCCUUGCGAUUCAACGCGUUGCAUCAUGCCUACAACAGCAAUGUGAAAGAUCUGUUGGAUGCAGUCUCCCUCUGUCAUGCUCAGAGGAAAUAUGUUUUCAGUCAUUGUUGCCACCGGGAACCAUUGGAAAUGCAUGUGGUGGAAACUCAACAAUGAUGAGUAAGCCUGUGUGCUUAGAUGUGGAAGGACCUUACAAAUAUGGGAUCUAUCAAUGGGCACUUCCUGUCAUAUCCAGCAAUUCCUUGGCUGUCAAGAUUCUCUAUCCAAUUUUUUGGGGUUUGAUGACCCUCAGCACUUUUGGAAAUGAUCUUGAACCCACAAGUAACUGGCUAGAAGUGAUUUUCAGCAUAUGCAUUGUACUCGCUGGACUACUACUUUUCACUCUGUUGAUUGGUAACAUCCAGGUAUUCUUACAUGCAGUCAUGGCAAAGAAGAGAAAGAUGCAGCUGAGAUGUCGUGACAUGGAAUGGUGGAUGAGGAGGAGGCAGUUGCCAUCCCGAUUAAGACAAAGAGUUCGGCAUUUUGAACGUCAGAGAUGGGCAGCUAUGGGAGGAGAAGAUGAGAUGGAACUGAUCAAAGACUUACCUGAGGGUCUGAGGAGAGACAUCAAGCGCUAUCUUUGCUUGGACCUCAUUAAAAAGGUACCAUUGUUCCAUAACUUGGAUGGUCUUAUUCUUGACAACAUUUGUGACAGAGUGAAGCCCCUAGUCUUCUCUAGAGAUGAAAAGAUAAUUAGAGAAGGUGAUCCUGUACCAAGGAUGGUGUUUAUUGUCCGUGGACGCAUAAGGCGAACCCAAAAUCUCAGCAAAGGCAUGGUAGCAACAAGUGUCCUUGAACCAGGAGGCUUUUUAGGCGAUGAACUUCUUUCAUGGUGCCUUAGACGCCCUUUUAUAGACCGGCUUCCGGCAUCCUCAGCUACAUUUGUGUGUCUCGAAUCAACAGAAGCAUUUGGUCUUGAUGCUCAAAACUUGAGGUACAUAACCGAUCACUUCCGGUACAAAUUCGCGAACGAGAGGCUUAAGAGAACAGCGAGAUACUACUCAUCGAAUUGGAGAACAUGGGCUGCUGUCAACAUUCAACUUGCUUAUAGACGUUACAGGCAGAGGACUAGAGGUCCAGUGACUCCUGUAAGGGACAACAAUGGAGGCACCGAACGCAAACUCUUGCAGUAUGCUGCAAUGUUCAUGUCAAUUAGGCCACAUGAUCAUCUCGAAUGAUAAAGGUUUUAAAUUGUGGUCCACAACAAUAAUUGCGGACGUAAUAUAAAGGAGUUUGAACUCUCUGCAACAACAUCACAACCAUUAUUUAGAUGGCAUUGGUUGUAUUUUCUUGCAUUUUUCCGCAAUAUUUAUUAUUAAGAUUCGCAGCUUAAACACAACUGCCACCGCAAUUUGAAAUCAUGUGAUAAACUAGUGUGCAUGAUUGGUUUUAUUUUUAUUGAUUUUUUUUAUUUAUGUUGAGGUUUAAGGUCCUUAAUUGAA